AUGGAUUCUUUUGCUGGAAGUAAGAUACGAGUCUUGAAGAGAAAAUGUGAGAACGAACAUGCUCAGUUUCUUAUUUCAUCACUAACUAAAGCUUUUGAUGCCAUACAUAAGAAAUUCCUACACCAAUUAGCUAUAUGCUUCUACGAAGGCAAUCACAACGAGGAAAAUCUGGUGGAAUAUUAUAUAUUUAAAUACGAGUAUAAGUCUAACAGCGUCGAGUUGAGUUUUCGUAAUAAAAACACGGACCAAGAAACAACAUACACAUUGGAUGAUGUGAAAAAGAUGACUGUAAAAUUGAUCGACACGUGUAAUGUUAUGGCAGGCAGUAGAGAUGGCGGCGGAGCUCUUAACAAUUUUAGCGUUCGUCUUUAUUACAAUGCGGAUGCUCCCGAUGGAUACCAAGCUCCCGGUUUCAAUGCCACCAGCGAGGACGUUGAUCAAUUGGAGUCGUCUAUAAGUAAGACUACCGACUUGGGUUACGUCGCGACACCCUUCCACUCGUUGCAGGCCAGGGCCUACAUCAAAGACCUGAUUACUGAUAGCAAUGAUAUUAAUCCCUUUGAGAGCGAGAGUGCGCCCAUGGUCUCCGAGGACAUGGAACUGACUCAUAUGGUGUCCACAAUCGAGGAAAAAGUGAAUUGUCCUUGCCAUAAAUUCGACAUCUUCGAGUCCUCGCACGUCACCAACUUCCUGACGUGCCAGUACUGUAAGAUGCAACAGCAUGCGGUCUGUUUCGGUCUUUUGGGUGAAAUGGCAUCCAAGAGCGACCAUUGUUGCGUUGACUGCUACCGUGAAGAUCCAUCUAGGGAACCUACGGACCACAGUCUUGUCACAUUACGUGCUAACGAACUAAAGAGCAUGUGCAUAUUUCGACGGCUCUUGGCCUUGUGUUCUGAAGUGUCGGCUAUCGGGGCGGGAGACAUCGUCAAGAAAUUAAGUACUUCCGAGAAGUCGGCCCACAAACUCAUGGCAUUGCUUUUCCAGAAUAGGGUUAUUGAAAGAGAACCUGGAUUGAGUUUUAAACCUCAAAUUGUACUGCCCGACAAGCUGAAGCAGGUGAUAUCGCAUUACUUUUAUCACGGCAAGCCGAAAACCACCAAAGACAUCACCAAUGUUAUUUUUAUAUCGCAAGAGAGCCAGCCUGAUCCCACUUCUGAUAUUCUUUCUGAAAAAAAUCCUACUCAAAAUUUACGUUCUGUGGGCAAUGAUAAUAUUGGUGAAUACCAGAAGGUGAUGCCACGCGAAAAGGAAAAUAUACCUGUUAAGAAAUCGGUUGCUAAAAGAACCAUGGAAGACCACCGCAACGAAGUAGCCAAAAAGAAAAGGCUCAGUCGUAAUUAA
Messenger RNA from Leptosia nina, 1341 nucleotides. Lineage: Eukaryota; Metazoa; Arthropoda; Insecta; Lepidoptera; Pieridae. The record is from the annotation of a GenBank genome assembly.